Pteropus alecto (black flying fox) is the source of this 2444-nucleotide messenger RNA. RefSeq names its product amyloid beta precursor protein binding family B member 1 interacting protein (gene APBB1IP). Lineage: Eukaryota; Metazoa; Chordata; Mammalia; Chiroptera; Pteropodidae. Gene Ontology annotation, biological process: signal transduction. The coding region runs from base 143 to 2122 and encodes 659 amino acids. The record is from RefSeq and is a predicted model, not a curated record. Gene Ontology annotation, cellular component: cytosol; plasma membrane. The transcript is spliced from 14 exons.
CGGGGGAAGGGCAGGGCUGACACCACUUCCUCCUCGAGGCCACCGACCUGAGCCGCGCGCAGCCCGGAGCACCGCGUCGCCUUCUUGGCUGGUGCCCCGUCGCCGAACCGCGCCCCCGCCAAGUCCCCGCAAGGCCGUCGAGAUGGGGGAGUCAAAUGAUGACAUAGACCAAAUGUUCAGCAAUUUGCUGGGAGAGAUGGAUCUUUUGACCCAGGUAAAUUCCUCUUUUCAAGUUUCAACCCUCCCCCCCCCGGCCCCCAAGCCUCCCAGAGCUGAAUUUAACUUCAGUGUGGGUUUUAAGGAUUUAAAUGAAUCCUUAAAUGCCCUGGAAGACCAAGAUUUAGAUGCGCUCAUGGCCGAUCUAGUAGCCGACAUAAGUGAAGCUGAGCAGAGGACAAUCCAGGCACAGAAAAAGUCUUCUCAGGAUCAACAACUUCCAGCACCUCUGGAAGGAUCAGAUUUCAGUGGUGCAGCCUCUCUUGGUUAUGGAGCAAAUGCUGCUGAAACUAAUAUUAGCCCGUAUGAGGAUGAUUUACCACCUCCACCAGCUGAUCCUGUGUUAGACCUUCCUCUGCCACCGCCACCUCCUGAACCUCUCUCUCAGGAAGAAGAAGAAGCCCAAGCGAAGGCUGAUAAAAUUAAGAUGGCAUUGGAAAAACUAAAGGAGGCCAAGGUCAAGAAGCUGGUUGUCAAGGUGCACAUGAAUGAUAACAGCACGAAGUCGCUGAUGGUGGAUGAGCGGCAAUUGGCCCGAGACGUGCUAGACAACCUUUUUGAGAAAACCCAUUGUGACUGCAGUGUAGACUGGUGUCUUUAUGAAACAUACCCAGAACUACAGAUUGAAAGGUUUUUUGAAGACCACGAAAAUGUUGUUGAAGUCUUAUCAGACUGGACAAGAGACACAGAAAAUAAAAUGAUAUUUUUGAAGAAAGAGGAAAAAUAUGCUGUAUUUAAAAAUCCCCAGAAUUUUUACUUGGAUAACAAAGGAAAAAAAGAAAGCAAGGAAACAAAUGAGAAGAUGAAUGCUAAGAACAAGGAAUGCUUACUUGAGGAAAGUUUCUGCGGAACAUCCGUCAUCGUACCGGAACUUGAAGGAGCUCUUAAUCUGAAAGAAGAUGGAAAGAAAAACUGGAAAAGGCGUUAUUUUCUUUUACGAGCUUCUGGAAUUUAUUACGUACCCAAAGGAAAGACUAAGACAUCCCGAGAUCUGGCCUGUUUUAUACAGUUUGAAAAUGUCAACAUUUACUAUGGGAUUCAGUGUAAAAUGAAAUAUAAAGCACCCACUGACUACUGCUUUGUUUUAAAGCAUCCUCAAAUUCAGAAGGAGUCCCAGUAUAUCAAGUAUCUCUGCUGUGACGACGAAAGAACUCUAAACCAGUGGGUCACGGGAAUAAGGAUCGCCAAGUAUGGAAAGACUCUCUAUGACAACUAUCAGCGGGCCGUGGCCAGGGCCGGGCUGGUGUCUCGGUGGACAAACCUGGGCACCGUCAGUGCAGCUGCACCAUCUUCACCUUCCACAGCACUUAAAACAGGCACCACCCAGGCCAACGGGCAGAUUCCCCAGGCCGCACACCCUGUGCAUGCUGUUGUCGAAGAAGCCCAGACACAUGCUGGCACAACUAAGGAUAAGAAGCCAGCCCUUGGUAACCACGACCCAGGAACGCCCAGGGUCCAUCACCCUGCGAAGUCCAGCCUGCCGCCGCCCCCUCCCAUGCGCGGGUCCUCAAACACCAGCGGAAGCCCAGUGACACCCCCUAAGGCCAAAGCCAUGGGCUUGCCCCCGCCGGAUGACUUUCUGCCGCCGCCCCCACCCCCACCUCCCCUGGAGGACGACGAGCUCCCGCCGCCGCCUCCCGAUUUUAACGAAGAGCCCCCAGACUUCGUGCCUCCGCCUCCGCUGUCGUUUGCGGGGGACGCGGGCUCAUUACCGCCUCCUCCCCCUCCCCCACCCGCCGUCGUCCCACAAUCAGAGAGGCCGCCCCACGUUAUCGCCAAAAGGCCUCCAGUUCCCCCAAAGAGGCAAGAGAACCCAGGACCACUUAGUGGGGGAGGGGGCGGGGAGCAGGAUUUCAUGUCAGACCUCAUGAAAGCUUUGCAAAAGAAAAGAGGCAACAUGUCCUAAGGGAGACAUACAGACAUCUUUGUGUCCUAAGUAUAAUCACUUCUAACCUCAAGUGCAUUUUUGCUACUUUAUUUUCAUGACAUCUCGGUCAUUUUAGAUAAAAUAUUAAAGUAUUCAUACUAGAAAUGAUGCCAAACGUAUAUUCAUAACCAUUAACCUAACAGACUUUAUCUGCCUAAAUGUACAUAAUCUUUCCUAUGUAUUUCCACUUCAAUGAAAUUUAUCUUACCUUCCAAGGAGUUAACCAAAGUGAUGUUUUAUGUUCAUUUAUUUUAUGAUGUUCAGAAGCAUCGAAUUAAUAAAAAUUUAAAAUUUUCCCAAA